Messenger RNA from Trichoplax adhaerens, 1155 nucleotides. RefSeq lists its product as uncharacterized. Gene Ontology annotation, molecular function: protein binding. NCBI's taxonomy places the organism in Eukaryota, Metazoa, Placozoa, Uniplacotomia, Trichoplacea, Trichoplacidae. Bases 1 to 1155 code for a protein of 384 amino acids. Gene Ontology annotation, cellular component: Cul4-RING E3 ubiquitin ligase complex; cytoplasm. The transcript is spliced from 12 exons. The record is from RefSeq and is a predicted model, not a curated record.
AUGAACCGAUCUUCAAAAUGGACAGCCGCAAGAAAUUUGAUCAGUCGGCAAUUUGGCAAUCAGAAUAAUUACAAUUUUCAAUGUCUAGCAUAUAGUGGACUACAGUUUAUUCAAAGAUUGCAACUGGAUAAGAAAUUAGAGCAUCAUGAUGGUUGUGUAAAUGCCUUAAAUUUUAGCCCUUGUGGAACAUUUCUAGCUUCUGGUAGUGAUGACUUAAACAUUGUUCUUUGGGAUUGGGCAAAAGGAAAAGAACAUCAUGUUAUUGAGACUGGCCAUCGGAGUAAUGUAUUUCAGUCCAAGUUCUUACCGCUCUCUUCUGGUAUCAACAUCGUCUCAUGUGCGCGUGAUGGUCAGGUAAGAUUAUCGCAAAUUAGUAACUCAGGCAGUGGACAACCUAGUCGAAAAAUUGCAAAUCAUCGAGGAGCUGCUCAUAAGUUAGCUAUUGCACCCAAUUCCAGCUAUGUAUUUCUCAGCUGCGGUGAAGAUUCUUUAGUUCAGCUUGUGGACGUCAGACAGGAAAAGCCGAUCAAAUUACUCACUUGCCGAAAUGAAAGAAACAACAAAGUUGGCUUGUAUACGAUUGACAUUAAUCCAACCAAUGAAUUUGAGUUUGCUGUUGCUGGCCGUGAUCAGUAUGCAAGAAUUUAUGAUAGGCGUAAAAUCGACUCGAAUGAAAUUGACCCUGUUAAAAAAUUUUCUCCUCAUUUUUUCAUGAAUCGAUCAUAUGCACAUCGACCGAAUAUCACCUGUCUUGUGUACAGUUAUGAUGGUUCAGAACUACUUCUAAGCUAUAACGAUGAUGACAUCUACCUAUUUGAUAGUAGUCAUAGCGACGGUGCCGAAUAUAUCAAGCGAUACACAGGACACCAAAAUAACGCUACCGUCAAAGGAGUUAACUUUUUUGGUUUAAAGAGCGAGUACGUUGUUAGUGGUAGCGACUGUGGUCAUAUCUUUUUUUGGCAUAAGGAAUCUGAAGAAAUAGUUCAAUGUGUAGUUGGAGAUAAGACAGGAGCGGUAAAUGUAUUGGAGCCUCAUCCGAGCAUUUGUAUGUUAGCCACCAGUGGAAUAGACAGCGACGUUAAAUUGUGGACGCCAACGUCCAACAAACGAAAUGAUUUAGCAUCUCUAGAUUCGGUAAAUAUAUAUUUUAUAUAA